GACAGAAGAAUGCAAGGUCUCCGCUGGCGUUACACGAGGCUGCCCAGCCAGAUGGAGGACACCAUGUCUGGGGAGGAGGGUGAGGAGGAGGAAGAGGAAGAGGAGACAGCCCCAGCCCCAGCUCCUGCCCCUGCCCCUGAAGACCCCGUGGAGCCCCAGCUGACAGAAGCCAGCCAGGUUCUCGGUGCCUCGGAGAUCAGGCAGCUUAGCCUCCACCUCCCGGCACGAGUCACCGGCCACCCCUGGAGUCUCGUUUUCUGUACGUCGAGGGACGGCUUUAGUCUGCGGAGCCUGUACCGGCAGAUGGAAGGCCACAGUGGGCCAGUGCUGCUGCUCCUGAGGGACCAGGAUGGGCAGAUGUUUGGCGCCUUCUCCUCCUCAGCCCUYCGACUCAGCAAGGGCUUCUACGGCACAGGCGAGACAUUCCUCUUCUCYUUCUCCCCACAGCUGAAGGUCUUUAAGUGGACAGGAAGCAACUCUUUCUUUGUGAAAGGAGACUUGGAUUCCCUGAUGAUGGGCAGUGGCAGYGGCCAGUUUGGGCUAUGGUUAGACGGAGACCUGUAUCACGGGGGAAGCCACCCCUGCGCGACCUUCAACAAUGAGGUGCUGGCCCGGCGCGAGCAGUUCUGCAUCAAGGAGCUGGAGGCCUGGGUUCUGAGCUGAUGCCCUGUGCCAGCAG
Molecule: messenger RNA, 679 nt
Organism: Urocitellus parryii (Arctic ground squirrel)
Lineage: Eukaryota; Metazoa; Chordata; Mammalia; Rodentia; Sciuridae
Gene: Tldc2
Product: TBC/LysM-associated domain containing 2
Biological process (GO): response to oxidative stress
Cellular component (GO): nucleus
Source: RefSeq, a predicted model, not a curated record